Staurois parvus is the source of this 526-nucleotide messenger RNA. NCBI's taxonomy places the organism in Eukaryota, Metazoa, Chordata, Amphibia, Anura, Ranidae. The record is from the annotation of a GenBank genome assembly.
AUAUAGUGAAUGCGGGGUCCGGGGAGAGCGGGUACAGUGAAUGCGGGGUCCGGGGAGAGCGGAUAUAGCGAAUGCGGGGUCCGGGGAGAGCGGAUAUAGUGAAUGCGGGGUCCGGGGAGAGCGGGAUACAGUGAAUGCGGGGUCCGGGGAGAGCGGAUAUAGGAAUGCGGGGUCCGGGGAGAGCGGAUUACAGUGAAUGCGGGGUCCGGGGAGAGCGGGUACAGUGAAUGCGGGGUCCGGGAGAGAGCGGGUAUAUAGUGAAUGCGGGGUCCGGGUAGAGCGGAUACAGUGAAUGCGGGGUCCGGGGAGAGCGGGUACAGUGAAUGCGGGGUCCGGGGGAGAGCGGAUACAGGAAUGCGGGGGUCCGGGGAGAGCGGAUACAGGGAAUGCGGGGUCCGGGAGAGCGGAUAUACAGUGAAUGCGGGGUCCGGGGAGAGCGGGUACAGGGAAUGCGGGGUCCGGGGAGAGCGGGUACAGUGAUGCAUGUGCCCAGGGAAGGACGCCCAGAACACAGACUGCUUGUCCG